CAGACACUUCGACCUGUUGUUCUUGAUCCUCGCAUGAUCAUGUCCAUCUACCAGCUCUCGCCAUCUCCCACAUCUCUCUCCCCUCUGCCCAACGAAGUCAUCCGCAUAAUCCUCGACUUUUACCUCUCCGCCCUCUCUCCCCAAUCUUCGGCUUUCUACGACCUCCUCCACGCGAGCCGCUUCUGCUACAAUAUAUUGGCGCCUCGUCUUUAUGAGCAUGUUACUCUCGACAAGCGCAACUCGGAACGCUUCUUCGAGGCCUACUGCGAUUCCCUUCUGCGAGAGGGAGUGAGCUUUGUGCCGUCAAGCACGGCGUUUCCGGGCCGAGAGAUCAUCUACAAGCCUAUCCCUCCUCCUCCGCCGUCGUCUCGCGGCUCGACCCAUCCUUCGGCACUCAUUCGCAAGGUCACUCUUGUCGAUGGUGCUGCUGUCAUCCGCUGUCAGAUAGCGCGGGAGAAGAUCCAAACCCGGUGCUCCCUCACCCUGCAACCUCCGCCCACCGAGCGCCCGUCCGUCGCCCUUUUCCCUAAUCUCGAAUGGCUGGUCAUCCCUUCGUCGAUGCGAGGUAACGUGACUCUCACACGUGAAGGCCACACUCCUUCUUUCCAUACUCGGGAAGAACCCCCUCUUCGGUCUUACGACGCUUUGCAAGAUAUCGACGCGCUUCAGCCACCUCGGCUUUGUAUUACCGAAAGUCCUCACACGAGUUCGGUGCAAGCCAUCAACCGAGCGUACUUCUUUGCCAAGUAUCCUCAACAGUUAGAGGAGCUCUCGAUACACGGGACAAGAGGGCGCGAUCAAAGCUUUAUGUCGCAGAAUCGGACGAGGGUCUUGAAUGUGGCUUUUGCGAUACCAGAGGCAGGGGAGAGAAACGAAGAAGGGGGGGAGGAGACGCAAGUGUAUGACCCGGAGAUCGAGCUGGGGUGGCAUCUGGAUAUGUUGGAUUACUCUGAACGAGACUUGAGACCGUCACUCCCACUCGAAAUCGUCCGCUUCUUCAACUGUACACUACCGAAACAGCGAGUACUGGAGAGAAUACGAGAGAGGCGGGACCCCGUUCCUUCCUGGUUGGAAAGUCUUCAGGUCUACGGGCCAGGCGAGGAUCAUGGAUGCGUGUGCGAGGGGUGUGGGAAGUCUCUUUAGUUGUUGGGCGUUUGGUGGAUUGAAAAUGUGAAAUCUGGUGAGCGUGGUGGCUGUCAGGUAUGAUGCAAGGGGCUCUGAUGAGUCAGGAUGAAUGUUGCGAGCUGUUGGGUCGUUAUGGUGGGCGGAUUUACAGACCCGUAUGGAUGUGCUGGGACGUUGAUGCUGCUAGGGACAUGCCGAGUACUAUCUUGCGCUGAAGUACAUAAAAAAAUCCGGACUCCAGUAAUAUAUGCACUUCCUAAAGCCCC
This is a messenger RNA of Cryptococcus amylolentus CBS 6039, 1391 nucleotides long. RefSeq lists its product as hypothetical. NCBI's taxonomy places the organism in Eukaryota, Fungi, Basidiomycota, Tremellomycetes, Tremellales, Cryptococcaceae. The record is from RefSeq and is a predicted model, not a curated record. The coding region runs from base 34 to 1143 and encodes 369 amino acids. The transcript is spliced from 2 exons.